GCAAAUUCACUCAUUUUAGAAUUUGCAUGCCACUGCAAACUGAGCUAAAAGCAUUCACUGAAGUUAUUGGUGAAAUUCUGUGAAGCUUCGACUUUUGUAUUUUUAAACGGGCAGGGAGGAAAAAGUUUCAUGUCACACGACAAAGUUGUGAGUGGUUUGCAUACGGUUGUGAGUUCAAAAAGACACAUAAGAAGACAGACUAAAUGUUGUAACACGUUUCAGACUUGCGAGCAUGCGCUGAAGCUCCCAAUUCAAACGGUGAGACUUUUUAAAAUAUAUAUUUUGGUUUAAAAAAAAAAAAAAAAACCAAUGAUAAGCAAAUUACUGGAAGAUUGGUGGGUGAUUCCGUAACACGGGAAUGAUGGUGGACAAAGGUCCUUUGUUAACAUCCGCUAUUAUUUUUUACCUGUCCAUCGGGGCGGCAAUUUUUCAAGUUCUUGAAGAGCCAAAUUGGAAGAGUGCUGUGCAUGACUACGAAUUGAAAAAGACUCAAAUUCUGAAGGAUUACCCCUGUCUCAAAGCACAUGACCUGGAAAAAAUACUCGAGGUGGUGUCCAGUGCUGCUGGACAGGGAAUCACCAUCACAGGGAACAAGACCUUCAAUAAUUGGAACUGGCCCAAUGCUGUCAUCUUUGCUGCUACAGUCAUCACCACAAUAGGUUAUGGGAACAUUGCUCCCAAGACCUCCCCAGGCAGGGUGUUUUGUAUAUUCUAUGGGCUCUUUGGAGUCCCUCUCUGCCUCACAUGGAUCAGUGCCCUGGGCAAGUUCUUCGGUGGACGGGCCAAGCACUUGGGACAAUUUCUAACCAAGAGAGGCGUGAGCUUGAGGAAAGCCCAGUUCACCUGUACAGCCAUAUUUGUCAUCUGGGGAGCGCUGGUGCACCUGGUCAUACCCCCAUUUGUGUUCAUGGUAACAGAAGGCUGGUCCUACAUUGAGGGGCUCUACUUCUCCUUCGUCACCAUCUCCACCAUAGGCUUCGGGGAUCUGGUUGCAGGGGUUGACCCGAAUGCAGACUACCAUGUCCUGUACCGAUACUUUGUGGAGCUGUGGAUCUACCUGGGAUUGGCCUGGCUUUCCCUCUUCAUCAACUGGAAAGUCAGCAUGUUUGUCGAGGUCCACAAGGCCUUGAAGAAGAGGAGGAAAAGGCGCAAAGAGUCUGUUAAUGAUCAGCAUCACCACCACAAGAGUAAGAAGGACCUGCCCCCGGCCACAACCACAGCCAGCAAAACUCCCACCAAAGACGUAAACAUUUUCAAUUUCCUCUCCAAGAAGAAGGUGGGUUACCUUGAUUUGAUGAAGGAGAUUGGCUCUACAAAUGAUACAGCUGUGCACAGAGGUAGUAACCAAAACAAAAUCCUGAGCUUUGACAGUUCUCCCCGGCUGAAGAGGAGCUGCACCCAAGGAGACAUGGAGAUGUACUCCAUGAACAAUGGCUUCCUGUAUGGUAACCCCUCCAUUCUGCAAACUAUGGAGAACAGGGGCCUCCUGCACCCUUUGGGUGAGAAGGAAGAACUAGAACUGGAUAUAUUUGAGAACCAGCUGGACAAAGAUGAAAGGGAGAAUGGGGGCCAGUGGAACUCCAAGGGGUAUCACGCUCUCAUUUUCCAGAACGCCAACAUCUCUUUCAUUGAUGAGGAUAACCUGAUGGAGGAGGAGGAGAGCAAGGGGGAGUUCUCACUGGAUGACAAUGUGCAGUCGGAGCUGGAGUCCAAGGAAGAAGAGGAAAGAAAUUCAGAAUCUGAAGGGUCCUUCUUUUCCACAGACAGUUCUGAGAACUCCCUGUCUUACGAGGAACUGGUCGGGGAGUAUGUCAAAGUCGAUAACACGGCUGUUCGAACCUGAGCCGGUUUGUUUUAAACAAUAUUGGAGAUGAAAAAUGAGUAUUACUGGCUACCAACAUGGAUUCCAAAGCUGUUGCUAGGUGUCUGCAUUCAGCGUGCUUCGAGAGCUCACAAAGAUCGACAGCUGCUUUUAUUACUUGCACACAUAAUGGAUUCUCCACAGAUCAGCUGUGGCACAUCUGCUUGGAGAUACAGCUAAUGUUUCCUGGAGGCAGCUCUGUAUAACAAACUUGCCCAUGCCACUCAAACUGUGAACAUGUAGCCUAUAAGAGACUUGUGAAAUUUUUCUUAUAGCAACUGUAAAACCGGGAUAUUCACCCUUUUGCUCCCAAAAAGGGAAUACAAGAGAAUUGUGACUUGUUUAUAUAGCUGCAGCUUAUGUGUCUCAAACAAGCAUACAGAAUAUUAUAAUAGUUAUUUCUUAAAUCUGUUUUUAUAUAAUAUUGUAUUAUAAAUGGUAAGGGUGUGAUUCCACCAAAAAAAGUCACAGACUGCCUCCAAGUUGAAGAUACAAACAACUGAAUCAUAAUUCAGAGCUUUUAAAUCUGACUUAAAUUUAUUUAUGAACUAUUGUAUGUGUGUGUUCUUUUUAUUGCCAUUCUACAACACUGCCAGCUUUUUCUAGGGCCUAACAAUCCAGACAUACACUAACGACAAAUCAGUAUUACCCGUCUCAGUGUUCUCAUUUCAAGCAGACAUUCCUGAGAUGAAGAUGCUGUUGUCUACCGUUAGUGAUCUUGAACUGUAGUGCUGCCAAAAUGGAAUAUAUUUCAAAACGGAACCUGUGCAAUGAGCAGUGAAGAUGUUUUUCCACUUCUUCUAUUUCCAGUCUUAAUGUGUGAACAUUUUGUGCUGUCUUUUUUUUUUUUUUUUUUUUAUGGAAAUGUAUUAGCAAGUAGUAAAAACUCUUGAGACGGUUGUAGUUGGGAAAACCUGAUCUACUGCCCAGGGUUUUUUGGUUUUUUUUAGGAGGGGGGGGGGGGGGGCUCCGGGCUAUAUUUUGUAACCGGAGACAUUGUCUCUAUUGUGCAUUCAUACUGUAAGCUGUAACCUUUUAUAACUAUGUCGCAGAAUUAAAACAGGUCUAAUAUCAUCUCUUCAGUUUCUGUGUUUGAAAGGGUAGUGUCGACCUAUGCUUGGUUAAGACAUUGAAUUCCUGUACGUGUUUGUUUGGUAGAUGAUGAGUCAUUGCCAGGUUCCUCAGCUAAAAGACGACGAGAUCAAGCAUUCCAGCUGUUCAGAAGCUGAGCAGCCAAAGUGACUUUUGCUGCAGUUUAUCAGGAGUGGAAUUCUGGAGUCCCACUGUCAGUCUAGGGCCCUCCUGAGAGAGGUUUGGAAUUGCAGACUUCUCAUUUAGUUCUUAGAUGUAAAAGAACCAUCUCCAUAGACCUUAGGAUUGAAAAAGAGCACUCCAGUAAGACGGUGGGAUGAUUAUAACCAUGAUGCACGGUAACUUUUUACAAACUUUGGAUGAAUAACACAUUUUAAUGGACUUUCGUUAGGACUUUGACCUUAGAAAGGUGUUUUAGUUAUCUUAGUGUUAUGUCUUAAUACUGUGCCUGGUUGUACAGCAUCACUGGGGAUGAAAACAUAUACUUAAAUCGAUGAGAAAAAACUAAUCAGGUAAUCAGCAAACUGAUUCAAUGUUGUUGUUUUUUUUCCCCCCCAUUGUUGUGUGUCAGUACAAACACUGUAACUAUGUAAUACAUGGGUCCUAUUAAAAAAAGCGCACUUCUUUGAUUAUUUUAAAUGAAUACUCCAGACCAGAUUUAUUUAUGAGUAACAAAGUUUUCAGAUAUUACAAACCUUAUUUAAACAUUGUGAAUAGAACCUAGACUUUGUACCACAUGGUGUGAAUCAGAACACUGGGAUUGAAGUGACAGGGAUGGAAAUGUAGGCUGGGGAAAGUUUGGUUUUAUGAAUUUUGUGUGAUUAAAUAAUCAGGAUAUAUAUAUAUAUAUAUGGGUGCAAAUGAUUGAUUGAUUGAUUGUAUAAGAAGUAUUUCUUAGUUUUGCCAUUUUUGUGACUCCAUUUCUGUAUAACUUACUCCAGCAUCAGUAUUCUUUUUUCUUUUUUUUAAAUAUUAUAUAUAGCUGAAUACUGUUCUAUACAAACUGAAUGGUGUGUUUAAAAAA
Messenger RNA from Polyodon spathula (Mississippi paddlefish), 3977 nucleotides. RefSeq names its product potassium channel subfamily K member 5-like. Gene Ontology annotation, biological process: potassium ion transmembrane transport; stabilization of membrane potential. Gene Ontology annotation, molecular function: potassium ion leak channel activity. Bases 359 to 1843 code for a protein of 494 amino acids. The transcript is spliced from 5 exons. Gene Ontology annotation, cellular component: membrane. Lineage: Eukaryota; Metazoa; Chordata; Actinopteri; Acipenseriformes; Polyodontidae. The record is from RefSeq and is a predicted model, not a curated record.